This is a messenger RNA of Prunus armeniaca (apricot), 552 nucleotides long. Lineage: Eukaryota; Viridiplantae; Streptophyta; Magnoliopsida; Rosales; Rosaceae. The record is from the annotation of a GenBank genome assembly.
AUGAAUUUUCGAACGAAAAUCAACGAUUUUCGUGGUUUUCCAGCGGCAUCAGGAUGGCAGCAGGUGUCGGCGUGGGCUGAGGUGGACGGCGGAAGCUGGCCGGUGCAAUCAGGUCCUGUCCUGUGGGUUGUGACCACGGCUGGUGGUUAUGGAGGUUUGGCUAGGGGAGGACGCACGGAAGGGAGCUGCGGGGAGAGAGAAGAGAGACUGAGGAAGAAGAGAGAGAAAAUGGGUUCUUCAAAUAUGGAGAACUUGCUUCAAAAUGACCUGUCACCAGCAGACAACGACGGGUCGCCAGAGGAAACUGAUCAGUUGUCUCCAUACUAUCAAAAUCAGGAUGAGGAAAUUGAACCGUUUUAUGAGAUUUUGUCUGCUUCAGCUCCAAUACCACACCAAUCACUUGUUGAGGAAGUCAUUCAGAAGGAACUGAUCCUACAUAUCAGCUUCCAUAAAGGAAUAACCGUGGCAAACCUCGAGUACAAUAUGAAGCAGAUCUUAAAGCCGAAAGGAAAUACCCAAUCAAUAAUUAUAUAUCUCUCAGCAGAUUAUUAG